GUGGUGGUGGUGUGGUGUGGUGCGUGGUGCGCGGGCGCGAGGCCCGGCGUGUCUCCUCAUGUAGACGUAGCCCAGUCGUGACCAGGGCUCGCCCGGGACCAGGACGUGGCCGUGUGACAGUGUCAGUGACAGUGACAGUGAUGUACCAUGGCCACCCCACCAGACAGCCCCAUAGAGGAGAACAACUAUGAGUUGGAGCCUAGUCGUCUGCCCAAGCAUCGACCGGUCGCUCUUGAGGACCUGUGUAGGCAGACCAAGUUUACCCGCCAGGAGAUACGAGUCAUGUAUAGAGGAUUCAAACAGGAAUGCCCAGAAGGAGUUGUGUGUGAGGACGCCUUCAAGGAUAUAUAUGCCAAGUUCUUUCCCCAUGGAAACGCCACCAUGUACGCCCAUUUUGUGUUCAAAGCGUUCGACGUUAACUGCAAUGGAGCCAUUAGCUUCAGGGACCUGCUAGUAACGUUGUCGACACUGUUAAGAGGCUCCAUCUACGAAAAACUGAGGUGGACGUUUAAAUUAUACGACAUAAACGGUGAUGGCUGUAUAACACGGUCUGAACUAGGAGAAAUCGUACUGGCCAUCCACGAACUCAUGGGGCGUCGCUCACAUCAGGUUGAGGAGGACCGGAAGGCGAGAGAGCAAGUGGACUUUGUAUUUAGAAAAUUAGAUAUAAAUCAAGAUGGCGUUAUAACAUUAGAAGAAUUUAUAGAAUCCUGUCUAAAGGACGAUGUGAUCACGAGGUCGUUGCGAGUUUUCGACUCCGGGCUAUGAUCUUCAGAGUCAGUGGAGGAGGAGAGUCCCAGAGUGACAUCGCAGCGUAGGUCCUCCUCUGCUCAGCCCGCGUCGAGGCGCCGCUCCUCCCCCUCCCCCGCCCACCAACAGUCCCGCCGCCGCUCUUCUGUGCGGGUCCGCUGGGAGCCUAACCAUUGACUGUGUGGCCUGAAAUGUAGGGUACCUAUUCAAUAAACGGACGAUGGUGUAAUGUUUGAUGAACGAGGCAAGCAGCUGGUUUUACAGUGUACACAAUUUCUUGGUGCAAGUCAUGAAAUGGAUGUUGAAUUUGAAAAAUUUGUAGUCUUCCAUUCCCAAUUAGUUGAAUCAAGGCAGACAACCACUUUCUAACUUGUUUAAAAGUUAAAUCCGAUAAAAAAUUCCCUGAAAAUGUAUUUGCUUUGUUUUAAAAUAAGUCGGAUAUUCUCGAAGCUACAAUCACAUCCCUCGAGGUCUUCAACUGUAACUGAAAUAUUCCUAUGAAAUAAAUUACACAAAUCGGCAAACUCGUUAACACAAGUAUCUAGAUAUCCAACUUAACAUACAUAAAUGUCAACUGUGAUAAAAACAUAGGUACUGAAUGAAAAUUAUCUUUUUUUAGCGAGUUUCCCAUAUUGGGAAAAAGCUAUUACCGUAGUACUCAUAUGGUAAGACUUGGGCCCGGGACCGAUUUACAUUUUUGUGUUGAGGUCCUCAGAGGAAAAAACACCAUCCGUUCAAAUUCAUAUAUAUAUAUAUGGCCGUUAGCACGAUAACUCAAUCAAAAAUGAUCCUAUUUUAAUGAAAUUUGGUAUAAAUAUGUAAACCUACAUUUAUUCUAACAAGUUUGCAAACCAGCAUGAUCGAGCCAGUUUAUGGGGGGUUUUCUGGGGUAAAAAUUAGUUUUUCUCAUUUUUGACCCUAAAAACAUACAAUUUUGCAAUUUAUUUCCAAACCAUUUCGUAGAGCUUAAAAAACAUUUAGUAUAUUGGAGCUUCGUUAUGCGCCUAAUAGUUACGGAUAAAAUUAGAAAAAAAAUUAAAUUUAAAAUUCCCACGUUAUUCUUAUCGAGAAUAAGUAAUGUGUUGUAUUUUGCUUGUUUAUGAACAUAUUUGAUCAAAAUUUGGAAAAUAAAUUAAUUUUAUACUAAUAAACUGUUAACAUUUCACAAAAAAAAACUCCCUGUUGCAGCAAAUCUAAGUACUCGUUAAACCUGCUAUUUAAAUGGGGAAUAAAUGUGAUAUUUUAAAGGAGAUAUUUUAGAGAAAAUUCAAUCAGGCAAAUGGAAAUUUGCUUAGUCUGCAGGUUUGCUGCGGCGGGGGUUUUAUAUAAGUAUAACUAUUAAACUUCCAUCCCACAAAAAUCUCUGAUAUCACUUUAAUUUUGAAACUCUAACGCCCUCAGCUCUCAUAAAAGUAACAACCAUGAUUAUGAACAUAUAUAUUGAAAUAACAAGGUGCCAGCUACGAAAAAUAUUGUGUAUAGAUUUAUAUCUGUCAAUUAUAGCCUACAUUAGUAAUUAAAAAAAAAUAGAAAUUUGUAUUUUCCAUUAAUAAAACAAUCUAUAAUUUGAUAAUGCUAAAUAUGCUAAAUCAAAACUGUAUUUAACAAUAUUCCAAGGAACUAAGGUGAUUUCUUAGUUAUUUGAAGCUGUGAAUAAUAUAAAUAAUAAACUUUCAAUAUUAAAGAACACAAGUCACAUGAAACACCUCACCAAAGAGUACAGUUGUGGUUUUCAUACUAAUUUCAGAUAUUUCAAAAGAAGUGUUGUUAUUUACUAAACCAGAUUGUUUUCUCAAGUUGAACAUUUUUAUUGUUAAUGUUUGAAACUUGCGAUAUCAAAAUCUUGUUUUAGAUCUCUAUCUUCAUGAUUCCAAUCGAGUUUUUAUAGAUAUGGCUGGGCUGUUGUCUUUGCAAAUGUUACCCCUUUCCCUCUUACCAGUAUUUUUCUCAUAUUCUUUUUUGGAAAAACUGUACAUUGUAAUUAUAAU
Messenger RNA from Macrosteles quadrilineatus (aster leafhopper), 2738 nucleotides. RefSeq names its product Kv channel-interacting protein 1. Bases 148 to 768 code for a protein of 206 amino acids. NCBI's taxonomy places the organism in Eukaryota, Metazoa, Arthropoda, Insecta, Hemiptera, Cicadellidae. The record is from RefSeq and is a predicted model, not a curated record. Gene Ontology annotation, molecular function: calcium ion binding. The transcript has 6 exons.